This is a messenger RNA of Callorhinchus milii (elephant shark), 1426 nucleotides long. Its product is annotated as galactosylgalactosylxylosylprotein 3-beta-glucuronosyltransferase 1-like. The record is from RefSeq and is a predicted model, not a curated record. Gene Ontology annotation, cellular component: Golgi membrane. The transcript is spliced from 4 exons. Gene Ontology annotation, biological process: carbohydrate metabolic process; chondroitin sulfate proteoglycan biosynthetic process. NCBI's taxonomy places the organism in Eukaryota, Metazoa, Chordata, Chondrichthyes, Chimaeriformes, Callorhinchidae. The coding region runs from base 482 to 1426 and encodes 314 amino acids. Gene Ontology annotation, molecular function: galactosylgalactosylxylosylprotein 3-beta-glucuronosyltransferase activity.
UUUUCAUAAAUCAAUAACAUUCUGCCAACCUCGAUCUUGCGAAAUAAAUGACUCGAGUGGAGUUUGAUCAGAAAAUUACAAGACAAAAUACUAGGCAGAUUAAGUGAGUGGGCGGAACUGUGCCAGAUGCGUAAAUUAAAGUCAUGAGGAAACGUAGCACAUUUUGGAAGUAAGGUUGUUAGAUGGAUAUACAUUCUAAACAGUGACGUACUUGGGAAGAAAAAGUAAUUUCAGGGUUCAGGUUCCGUACAGUACAGUAUUUAAAAACUAUUUCAUAUGCAUUGAAAGAAAUCAAAAGCCUAAGAUCGGCUUUACAAUAAGGGGUCUGAAAUAUGAAAGCAAAGAACAUCUGCUGUGGUUGUUUAGAGCAGUGGUCAGUCAUUAUUUGAAGUAUUGUGUUCAGUUUUAGGUGCUCAACCUUAGGGAGAACAGAAUAGUUUUGGAGGGCAUCAAACAACGAUUCCCCAGAAUAAUACCUGUGAUGAAAGGGUGGAUGUAUCAUGAGAGGUCAGGGGACAUUGCUAAUGGGACAACCAAAAGACCUAUUGCCAAUCACUCGCAUAGCGGAGAACAACAAACUGCCUGUGUGCACCAGGAAGCACCAUUUUCUCAGCAGCUGAUCAAACUGGAAUAUGUUUACUUCAGACCACCCCAAUGGUCAGAGACCCUACCGCCCCUCUACAUUAUAACACCAACGUACACCAGGCCCGUUCAGAAAGCAGAACUGACCAGACUGGCCAACACUUUUCUCCAUGUGCAGAACUUACAUUGGAUUGUGGUGGAAGACACUCCUCGGAGGACCAGCUUAGUAGCGAUACUGCUAGAAAAAAGUGGCCUAAAUUUCACCCAUCUGAAUGUUCUAAGUCCAAAGAGCGUGAAGCUCAGUCUUGCAAAAUCAUCACCUCGUACUCCAAGAGGCACCUUACAGAGGAACCUGGGGCUGCGCUGGCUCAGAGACAAGCUGCCUGCAAACGACUCAACACAGGGGGUGGUCUAUUUUGCUGAUGAUGACAACACAUACAGUUUGGAACUUUUUGAAGAGAUGAGAUUCACGAAAAAGGUUUCAGUGUGGCCUGUCGCAUUUGUUGGUGGCCUACGAUUCGAGUCUCCCAAAUUGAGUCCAACAGGGAAAGUCGUUGGAUGGAAAACAGUCUUCGAUCCAAACAGGCCAUUUGCAAUCGAUAUGGCAGGAUUUGCUAUCAAUGUCAAGUUGAUUCUCAAGAAGCCUUCAGCCAACUUUCAACUGUAUGGAGUCAAAGGAGGGUACCAAGAGAGCAGCCUGCUGCGGGAACUUGUAACAAUGACUGACCUGGAGCCCAAAGCUUCGAAUUGUACUAAAGUCCUGGUGUGGCACACUCGAACAGAAAAGCCAAUCCUAAUAAAUGAGGGGAAAAAUGGAUUUACUGAUCCAAAGAUGGAGGUGUGA